CGUAUGUGCGCUGCCUCAAUGUUGGAUUGAUUCGGAAGCUGUCAGAUUUUAUUGAUCCUCAGGAAGGAUGGAAGAAAUUAGCCGCAGCUAUUAAGAAACCAUCUGGGGAUGACAGAUACAAUCAAUUACACAUCAGACGCUCUCCCCAAAACUGUCAACACAUUACCUGCUAAGGAGGCUGUAACAGUUCAGCAGAAACUGAUUCCUUUUCAUGACAAAGGCAAGACAUCAGUGAUACCUGUACAGAAUCUUGAAAAAAACUGUGUACUUCCUGACUCCUCAAGUCCAGAAAAUAAAAGUCUAGGAGUUAGUGAUACACGUUUUCACAGCUUCUCCUUUUAUGAAUUGAGGAGCAUCACUAAUGACUUUGACGAACGACCCAUUGCUCGUGGUGGUAACAAGAUGGGUGAGGGGGGCUUUGGCGUGGUGUACAAAGGCUGCCUGCGCAACACUCCCGUGGCAGUGAAGAAGCUCGCAGCAAUGGUUGAUAUUAGUACUGAAGAACUGAAACAACAGUUUGAACAAGAAAUAAAAGUAAUGGCAAAGUGCCAGCAUGAAAACUUGGUACAACUGCUUGGUUUCUCAAAGGAUGGAGAUGAUCUCUGCCUCGUGUAUGUCUACAUGCCCAAUGGCUCAUUGCUGGACAGAUUGUUGUGCCUGGAUGAUACAGCACCACUUUCAUGGCACACAAGAUGCAACAUCGCUCAGGGUGCUGCAGCUGGCAUCAGCUUUUUACACGAAAAUCAUCAUAUUCAUAGAGAUAUUAAAAGUGCAAAUAUCUUACUAGACAAAGCCUUCACUGCCAUCUCUGACUUUGGGCUUGCACGUGCAUCUGAGAAGUUUGCCCAGACAGUGAUGACCAGCAGAAUUGUGGGAACAACAGCUUACAUGGCGCCUGAAGCUUUGCGAGGAGAAAUAACACCCAAAUCUGACAUCUACAGCUUUGGAGUGGUGUUACUGGAAAUAAUAACUGGACUUCCAGCUGUGGAUGAACACCGUGAACCUCAGUUACUACUAGACAUUAAAGAAGAAAUUGAAGAUGAAGAAAAGACAAUUGAAGAUUAUGUGGAUACGAAGAUGAGUGAUGCUGAGCCCUCUUCAGUUGAAAGUAUGUACUCUGUUGCUUGUCAGUGUCUGCAUGAAAAGAAAAAUAAGAGACCAGAUAUUAAGAAGGUUCAACAGUUGCUGCAAGAGAUGAUACCUUCCUAAAUCUUUACUUGAAUGGAUGCUUGGCUUCUUUUUAUACAGCUUCCUUAACUGUUUUUGAACCAAUUUUUUUCCAAAUGGAUUCCUUUAACAUGGUAGCAGAGUGCAGUGCAAAAUAGAGUUGAGCCUGCAACAUUGAGAAUAACCAAGAGGAGAGCCACGUCGUCAGCACUUAGGGCUCAGUGGGUAGUGUCACUUCAACUCCUGCAGUGGGUACAGGAUCAGCAGGAGAGCACUGAGCUCUGGGAUUCAAAGACGUUGGUCAGAAGCCUGGCUGAUUCCACUACUAGAGGCUGUAAACCUUUAGACAAACUCAGCUGCUUUGAGCCUUGGUUUUGUUUGUUUUUACCUGUAAUGUCGGACUUUGGUCUGCUGUGCCUCUUGAACAGGCACUCAUGAAAAUUGAAUGCUGCAGUGAUAAUUUAAAGUUUAUGGGAGCAAUGAUGAAAGCUGUUACAGACGUAUGUUUAUAGCAUCACGUGCACAGCGUGCUAUUUUAGCAGUCACUCACCACAAACCAGGCUUCCCUUUGCUAAGGCAAGUUGAAGGAAUUUCGCAGGUGUAGGUGAGGCCCCAGCUGACCUGGACUAUCAAAGUGAGACUCUAUGGGAGGGGCCUGACCUGGUCAGGUGAACCCCUACGUAGGGUCAGGCUCUCUCAUGGGCCUUGAAGAAGGAAGAACCGUGUUGUGAGAGGGCCAUGCUGGCUGAAACCUGAGUGGCCUCUGAAGCUGAGCACUCUCCAGCUGCCCCCAGGAGGGAAGAAUGGACCCCAGCUGAACAGCAGCAAGGUGCUGAGGCUGCUGACAGCCGGAGUGAGCACAGCAGGGUCCUCCGAGCUUGGGGUGAUACCUGGAUCUCAGCUCUGAGAGACUCAGCAUGAGAACGUGGCUCAGCUGUGCCCACAUCUGACAUACCCAGCUGUGAGAGAAUAAACGAAUUACGUUAAA
Molecule: messenger RNA, 2155 nt
Organism: Oryctolagus cuniculus (rabbit)
Lineage: Eukaryota; Metazoa; Chordata; Mammalia; Lagomorpha; Leporidae
Source: RefSeq, a predicted model, not a curated record